AAAAUUUCCCCACCCCUAGGGAAUCAGUUUUUCUUGCGAUCAUCCGUAGCAGCAAUCCCCGUGCCGCUCGCAGAAUCCAAUUCCCAAAUCCGGCAGACAAGUCAGUCCGGCGGAGAAGUUACUCGAUGGGGUCGGCGCCCGACACCUGCGAGAUCGCGCGCCUGCCAGAGGACCUCCUCUCGGCGGCGCUCGCCCUUGCCACGCCGAGGGGCGCCUGCCGCGCCGCCGCGGUCUCUCGCGCCUUCCGCGACGCCGCCGGAACCGACGCCGUAUGGGCCCGCUUCGUCCCCCGGGACCUCCCACCGAUCGCUGCCGAGGAGCUCGCCGGCCCCGCGCCGCCGUCCAAGAAGGAGCUGUUCCUUCGCCUCUCCGACCGCCGUCUCCCCGUUCUACUCGCCGAUGGGCUCAGGAUACGGCCGGUCCCCAACAAUGCUCUACUCGCCUAUGGCUUCAAGAGCAUGUGGUUGGACAGGGGUAGCGGCGCCAAGUGCUACAUGCUGCUAGCGAGGGGCCUGCACAUCUCGUGGGGCGACGCGUGCUACUGGCGCUGGAUGUAUCUCCCCGACUCCAGGUUCGAAGUUGCUCAACUCUUGAAUGUUUGCUGGUUUGAAAUACGGGGCAAGAUACACAGCAAAAUGCUAUCUCGAGCCACAGCUUAUGCAUCUUACAUUGUGUUCAAGACACCUGCUGAAUCCUACGGGCUGGAUUAUCCGCCGCAGAAGGCAUCAAUAGACACAGUUGCAGGAAAGAAAAUAAUUCGCAAAGUCUGCCUCCAAAGCUACGAAGGCAGGCAUGUGAAUCGUCGGAUCACAGUGCCCUUGACGCGAGAAUACAACAAGAGCUACCGGCGUGGGCAUGGUAGAAACCCGGUGCUCCCUCAGGAAAGGGCUGAUGGUUGGAUGGAGUUGGAGAUGGGUGUGUUCUACAACAAGGCAAGUGAUGAUGGUGAGGUGCGCUUUAGCCUACUGCAGACAUCAUCUACUUCUAAGAGAGGUCUUAUUGUCCAAGGCAUUGAGAUUAGGCCCAAGAAACUAGGCUAGGGUCUGUAGCCAUCCUGUGGGAAUAAAAAUAAAUAAAUUGACAGAAUAAAGCAUGUAAUCAGUACUGAGUAUUCCGCAUAUGGCCAGAUGCUUUAGUCAAAUUUAUGAGCUGUAAAAAAAAAACAUUAGUGACGUGUAUCAGCGACUGAGCAUUCCAUUGCAUUUCCUACUUUGUGGUUGUGGCUGCUGUUGCAUA
Panicum virgatum (switchgrass) is the source of this 1236-nucleotide messenger RNA. RefSeq names its product F-box protein PP2-B10-like. The record is from RefSeq and is a predicted model, not a curated record. The coding region runs from base 126 to 1040 and encodes 304 amino acids. Lineage: Eukaryota; Viridiplantae; Streptophyta; Magnoliopsida; Poales; Poaceae. The transcript has 3 exons. Gene Ontology annotation, molecular function: protein binding.